UAAACCAUUAUUUGCUUAAAGUCAUGGCAUGAUAUGUGGUUUUUAUUGAGAUAUAUUGGAUAACUUGACACAUUUCCCAGAAAGGAAAUUGCCAAAGCUAAAUAGCUGGCUGUUUGGUCUCCUAUUGUUAAUUAUUUUCAAUUACUGUUCUGUUUAGGACAUUAAGUACCCAAAGUGUGUAUAGUAUUGCCUUAUGUCAGUCUAGGGAUAAAAAAAUCUUUUAAGAAGUCAUUUUGCAUAUCUUUCACUCACUUUGUUUCAGUUCAGCCUCACACCUGCUCUGGGAGGAAAGGAGAGCAGGUGUCGUUAUCCUUCUUUCUAGAUUAGGAGAUACUGAAUUAGGGAGAAGCUCACUUAGGUCCUAGAUUUAGUAAGUGAUCGAGCUGGAAUCAGACCCAUGUUUCCUUACAUCUCCUCCUAUGCCCUUCUCACUACUCCGUAGUACAUCUUACAGUUGGUAUUGUGUAAGGCUUUAAAGCAAUGUCCAAGAAAUGGAUAAUAAUUGAGGAGUGCAGGCAGAAAGCAUCCAAUAUAAAAUAUUAGAAAUAAAGUACGGCAGUAGGCAGUUUGGCUACAUGUGUCAGGAGCCUUAAGAAGAUGUUUAAUUGCCAUCCAACUACUACUCUGUCUCUGGGAAUCUAAAGAAAUAAUCAGAUGUCAGCAAAUACUUAAAAGAAUAUAAAUUCAGUAUUAUUUAGAAGAGUGGAAAAACUGGGAACAUGUUCAGGAGUAGGAGGGUCGGAGCACCAUAACAUGGUGUGGGAAGUGAAGACAAAUCAGAUGCCUAAUGCAGUACAGAAACUCCUGCUGGUAAUGGACAAGAGAGCUUCAGGAAUGAAUGACUCACUGGAGUUGCUGCAGUGUAAUGAAAACUUGCCAUCCUCACCUGGGUACAACUCUUGUGAUGAGCACAUGGAGCUUGAUGAUCUUCCUGAACUUCAGGCUGUUCAGAGUGAUCCUACUCAAUCUGCCAUAUACCAACUGAGUUCAGAUGUGUCACAUCAAGAAUAUCCAAGGUCAUCUUGGACCCAAAAUACCUCAGACAUAUCAGAAAACACAUACGGUGAAAAUGAGGUGGAUUGGCUAACAGAAUUAGCGAAUAUCGCCACCAGUCCACAAAGCCCACUUAUGCAGUGCUCCUUUUACAACAGAUCAUCUCCUGUACACAUCAUAGCCACUAGCAAAAGUUUACAUUCUUAUGCACGCCCUCCACCAGUGUCCUCUUCUAAGAGUGAGCCAGCCUUCCCACAUCACCACUGGAAGGAGGAAACACCAGUCAGACACGAAAGGGCAAACAGUGAGUCUGAGUCUGGCAUUUUCUGCAUGUCCUCCCUCUCAGAUGAUGAUGAUUUGGGAUGGUGCAAUUCCUGGCCUUCAACUGCAUGGCACUGUUUUUUGAAAGGCACACGACUGUGCUUUCAUAAGGGAAGCAAUAAGGAAUGGCAGGAUGUUGAAGAUUUUGCUAGAACCGAAGGUUGUGAUAAUGAGGAAGAUCUCCAGAUGGGCACUCACAAGGGCUAUGGUUCUGAUGGUCUAAAGUUGUUAUCACAUGAAGAAAGUGUAUCAUUUGGCGAGUCUGUACUGAAGUUGACUUUUGAUCCUGGUACAGUAGAAGAUGGUUUACUUACUGUAGAGUGUAAGCUGGACCACCCUUUCUAUGUUAAAAAUAAAGGUUGGUCCUCAUUUUAUCCAAGCUUGACUGUGGUACAGCAUGGCAUUCCAUGUUGUGAAAUUCAUAUUGGUGAUGUAUGUCUACCUCCUGGACACCCCGAUGCCAUUAAUUUUGAUGAUUCAGGUGUUUUUGAUACAUUUAAAAGCUAUGACUUCACGCCUAUGGAUUCUUCCGCAGUCUACGUGCUAAGUAGUAUGGCUCGUCAGCGUCGUGCGUCUUUGUCUUGUGGAGGGCCUGGAGCUCAAGAAUUCGCGGGAUCUGGAUUCAGUAAAAACUGUGGCUCGCCUGGAUCACCACAGCUCUCUUCCAGUUCUUUGUAUACAAAAGCUGUCAAAACCCACAGCUCAGGGACUGUGAGCGCCACUUCUCCUAACAAGUGCAAAAGACCAAUGAAUGCCUUCAUGCUUUUUGCCAAAAAAUACAGAGUUGAAUAUACUCAGAUGUAUCCAGGGAAAGAUAACAGAGCCAUAAGUGUGAUCCUUGGUGACAGGUGGAAGAAAAUGAAGAAUGAAGAGAGAAGGAUGUAUACAUUAGAAGCGAAGGCAUUGGCUGAAGAACAAAAGCGUUUAAAUCCUGACUGUUGGAAAAGGAAAAGAACCAAUUCGGGCUCCCAACAACAUUAAACCAAGAUGCUUAUGUUCUUAAGUCUGUAUUCACAUAAACUGACUGUUGAUGGAAAGACUUAAGAAGAUCAAGGUCUCACGAUUCGUCCUGGAGCGUGUGGCCGUAAGAUACUGAUAGCAUUGAGUCUUGCAAUGAUUUAAUAAUACGAGUGAGGAUUUGCUUUCUCCAUUAGAGCAUUAAGUAAGCUAAAACUAUCAACAUUGUAAACCAAAUUGCCUUAUUUUUCUUCCAAACUUCAUAUAUGUCUAUCAGGUAAUAUAGGCUUGAAAAUUGAUAUCCUGUGGUGCUAAAGUACAGUAGAAAGAGGAAGGAGAAGUGUAUACAUGUUUUAUUUUAAAUUGUACAAAAGGGGAGUAUAAAAAUAUGUACCUGCUGUUCAUACAUUAGCUCCUUACUGCUUAUUAAUCUGUAUUGUACACAAGAUGGAAUGAAGCAGAAGCUGGGAGCUGGCCUUUCCUUGACCAGCCACCGCCUGGCUCAGCGUCUGUGCCAAACACGGGGGCUCCCAGGCUGGCCAGUGCCAAGAGAUGACCAGAACACGGAGCAGGCGGAUGGUGUCAGGGUCCCACCUAAGCGCCACCUGCUGCAGGUCCCAGAGCACGCUGAGCUGAGGCACUGGGUGGCAGCACCCAUCCCUUACUGCGGUGGGCAGCCCAGGCCAAGGUCAAGUUAGUUAAUAGCAUUGGGAUAUAGUCACUGUAAUGGUGCUAUUAACAGUUGACACCAUUGUAUUUUUAACUUUGUGUCCUAUAUCUCCUCAGCCACGUAUCUUAAUAUCGUAUUUGUCAUCGUAUAUCUGGUGGGGGCAGACUUUGCACUUCCAGUGCAACACUUGCACUUUACUUUCCUCCAACUGUCUACAAUGAGAGCAAACACACUGGCAAUACAGCUGCUUUUGCUCUGAGCUACAAUCAUGGCUUUUCGUGUUACUUACCAAGUGGUGUUCCUGGUUAGAAUCACAGCUGGAAAAUUGAUUUCAGUUCAUUACACUUCAUGAUGUUGCCCCUAAAUUUUGCACACUAUAUUCUUGUAUAUUAUUUCAAAUAAAAUGAAAAAAAAUUGUUUAUCUCUGA
Molecule: messenger RNA, 3369 nt
Organism: Camelus dromedarius (Arabian camel)
Lineage: Eukaryota; Metazoa; Chordata; Mammalia; Artiodactyla; Camelidae
Gene: HBP1
Product: HMG-box transcription factor 1
Exons: 11
Coding region: 754-2295 (513 amino acids)
Biological process (GO): regulation of transcription by RNA polymerase II
Cellular component (GO): nucleus
Molecular function (GO): RNA polymerase II cis-regulatory region sequence-specific DNA binding; protein binding; DNA-binding transcription factor activity, RNA polymerase II-specific
Source: RefSeq, a predicted model, not a curated record